This is a messenger RNA of Anastrepha ludens (Mexican fruit fly), 9484 nucleotides long. RefSeq lists its product as uncharacterized. Lineage: Eukaryota; Metazoa; Arthropoda; Insecta; Diptera; Tephritidae. The transcript is spliced from 8 exons. The coding region runs from base 1375 to 3564 and encodes 729 amino acids. The record is from RefSeq and is a predicted model, not a curated record.
AACAAUAAUAUCGCUCAGUUUUCAAUUAGUUGUGGAGCGGUUUGGUUCUGGUUGCUCGCUAGUGAAGACGUUUGAAAAAAAAAAAAAAAACAACAGAGAAAUAAUUCACCCUUUCGAUAGAGACAUAUUCAACUAUGCUUUGUUUUUGUUUCUAAUAUGAUAUGUAAUGGAUAUAUGCAUGUAAAUAUGUGCUACUACGUGUAAAUUUGCAAAAGAGCUUGACGAGUUUGAGGCUUUUGUGUUUAUCUGUGGUGCGUUAAUUAUUGGACUUUUACAAAUGAUGACAUCUUAACUGAAAUUAUUGUGCAGAUAUGAGUAUAUAAAAUAUUGAAAUAAAAAAAUAGAAAAAAAAACUAUUUUGUGAACAAUUAAAUGCGUAGCUGUAGUUUUCGUGUUGUUGUGCAUUGUAUGGUUCUGCAGAUUACUCUGCGUGCUCGCCAGAUUUUCUUUUGCUUGAAUUUGUAAAAUUCUGCGGCGCACUUACACACAAAAGUGUGAAGCAGCUUAGUCAAGCCUUAGCUAUCGCCUUACAAAAUUUCAUUUCUUGUUGUCUGAUCGAUACGGGUCUAUGCUGCUGGAAUAUUUCUCAUCUGAUUAGUUUUCAUUUCGAUUUUUCUAUGCAUGCAAAGCGGCUACCACAAGAAUCAAGGUUAUUAUUGUGCCAUUGAAAAAACUAAUUAGUUACGAAAAAGGAAAAAAGUAGGCAAAGAAAAUACAAAUAAAAAUGCAAAUUAAAAAUACAAAAAAGCAACACGCGCCCAAAUAAAAAGCACGAAGCUCCUCUCAUUAAUUUGCGUUUUUCAUUACAUCUGCAGCAUACACAUACACACAUACAUGCGCGCCCUAAUAUUUAGUCUAAUGAAUAAAUUAAAAUCGAAUAAUAUUAAACAACAAAAUGUUAUGCGCUUAAUAUUAUCAAAUUUAAUUACCAAACAAUUAAAAAAUAUAAAUUAAUGUCCACAGCAUGUUAAAGUGAUGCUGAAGCAGUAUUAAUCGAUCAAUUAAUAAAUUUACAUACGCACGUACAUAAGUUUUUGAUGUAACAGUCCCUUAAGUGGUCGCAUUAGCAACGCCGUAUAUCAGGCGCUUACAUUAAAUCCAUACCUAAAGUGAAGUGCAACAACAGCAAAAAUUAGCACAUGCGACAACAACUGUAAAUCUGCCCAAGUCUUUCAACGCAAGUAAAGCUAAUUAAGAACAUUUUUUUUAAAUCCAAAAUAAUAACUAAAGCCCACAAAGACAAUCCUACCGAGAAUGUAAACAACAACCAAUCAAAACUGCUGCUAUACCGCCGAUACAGAAACAACAGAAACAUAAAAACUCAACUCAGGUGGUACAGCUACAACAAAUACGCCAAAGAUAAAAGCAACGACAAUGAGCCAUAAAGCAUCUUCUGCACCGAUGAACCAGCUACCGCAAUUGGAUGAGAACAAUGAGAACUGUGUGAUUGAUAUAGCCACAAUGCAAAUUGCUGAUGAUAGCAACUGUACUCGUAUAGCCAUGUCAACAGUGACGAAUCACGACAGCAGCAACAAUAGCAACAAUAAGUUCACAUAUGCAGAUGAGGAUAGUAAUAGGGAGAGAAAUCCCACCACCAACGUGGAGCGAGUGGAGUGUGCAGUGGGUGAUAGUGAAAGUAACAAUGAAGUGGAAAUGAAAACGGAAAUCGAAAGUGAAAAUGUACAAAUUGAGGAUGAGCAUGAGGGCGGUAGCAAGGAACAGAUACACCAACAUUGCCUGAAUGAGUUGGAAAUCAACCAAGUUGAGGAAGAACAAAUUAUUGCGGAGUUAGUGGAUGCAAGUACACAAGGACGAUGUACAGAAGCCAAGCAAAGCAAUCGUAUGCGCGUCGCCUUUGGCAUAAUUUUGCGAUUAAUGCUGCCACUCGCUAAUAGCGUAAUGCUUAGCUUCAAAGGUAUACGCGAUGCGCGAUUUCUGCGCGCUUUGAAAACCAUCACUUCCAGCCGACAGGCGCUAACCAAUCUGAUGGCGUUUGCGGCCAAUACUAUAUCGUUGAAUUUGUCGUCAGUGCAAGUUUCCCAACGGAUCGAUCCAAUUUUAAAACUUCUGAAAAUACGUAAGACUGGCGAUGGGGUUGAAAGUCUUCCAGAUACGCCUUCCAUAGACAAUGCUCCCUACUUUCCAAUCUCUGCACUACCUAGCCCGCCACUGACACCAACAAUACCCGGCAAAUCUGUUUCACCUUCAGAGCAGCUGGGAUUUUCGCCUUUCGUUCGAGAAUCUUCCGGAGCAAUGCCAGCUUUUUCCAACGAUAAGCAAAAAAUCACAGCACCAGAACAACCCGCGUCGAAAUGCUGUACAUUAGAUGUGCUGGCAGAACCGCCAGCAGGACAGCCUAUACGCGCCGAUAUUGUCUUCAUACAUGGAUUGCAUGGUUCAGUUGUGAAUACAUGGAAGCAGGGUCUCUGGGAAAACGACCGUCAACCGGAGGGUUUCGAGCGACCCCCAAAACCACCAGUACGGCCACCUAAGCGGCCAAAGCACUCACGCUCCGUCUUGUUACAUCCACCACACAAGCAUAAGCGUGCGCGAUUCACGCGCAGUGACACGAAUCAGCUGCUAACACAGGAGGAAAUGGAGUAUGAAGGAGUUAAAGACUUGGAUGAUGGGUUCUUCGAUGCGACGGAGCAGGAAUUGGGAAAUGGUAUCUCCUAUGUUUGUGGCGUGCCGCAAGAUAUACAAAACUGUGAUGGAAUUGAAUACAGCUUUCCCACGUUCCGCUUGCGCUUGAACGACAACGGUCGGCAAUUGCAAAGUGAAUUCGAACCGAUGCACGAAGACGCAGAUGGUGAGCCUAACAUCAACCCGCCAAAGGUGGCGAAUAAUAGCAGUAAGAGAAAAAACACAACAAAACUUUCAGCCGACGAUCCGAAUUAUUCCAAAUGCUGGCCGGCUGAUUGGCUACCACUAGACUGCCCUGGCGUUCGCGUCAUAGCUCUUAACUACACCACCGAUCCAUAUCUUUGGCGACCACUGUGGAAAAAGAAAGAACCGCGCUCUAACCUCAUCGAACGUGCUCGUGAAAUGGCCGAGUUGCUGAUCAAGCAUCGUGUCGGCUAUGGUCAACCUAUUGUAUGGGUGGGCCAUUCUAAAGGCGGUCUCUUCAUCAAGCAAAUUAUCGUCGAUGCCUGGGAAAGUGGACGCACGGCUACAGCACCGCUGUGGCGUUCUUCACGUGGCGUAUUCUUCUAUUCGGUGCCCCAUCGUGGCUCGCACUUGGCCUGCAUUAAAGCGCCGUUCUUAACACGUUCCGUUGAGAUGCUGGAUAUUGAGAAGAAUAAUAAAUAUUUAUUGGACUUGCAUCGUCGCUUCGCAGGCCUCUAUCACUUGGGUCACAUCAAAAUUGAAGUGUUCAGUUUUAUAGAGACUGCAUUAACGCUAAUGUCCGUGCUGUAUCUGCGCAUUGUGGGGGUGGAUUCAGCAGAUCCUGGUUUUGGUGAUGUGUGCGGUAUACGCUUGGAUCAUCGCGAGAUUUGCAAGCCACGUGGCAGAGACUGCAUUCUAUACAAAGAAUUAGUCAAAAUGAUUAAAAAAGUAUGUUGAAAUCGAUGAACGGUGCGCCGUUUAGCAACUAUUAAGAAACUAUUAGUACCUUUUUGAAUUAAGGUAAAUAAGUAAUGUUACCAAAGCGAAAAUAUUCAUAUGUAAAUUAUUAUAAAUAAUGUUCUAUUACUAUAAAAUGUAUUCACAAAUACAUAUGCGUUCUUGUAUGUAUGUGUGUACAUAUAUAGAAAUAAGCAAUUAAAUAUAAGCUGGUUGCAUACCUACACUGCGUUAAAUUACUACGGCACAGAGACUUACUGACAAGUUUGGACAGUUUAUUUGUUUGUUAUUUAGGUAGGUAGGUGAAAUGGUGAAAGCGCCAGUUUGGCACUCCCCAAGUAGCACUAAAGCGCCGUUUUGAUACCAUUGUGAGACCUCCAACAGCCAGCGCUGUUGAUAUAAAGCAGAAGUUGAUGGGAUUUAGGUAGGCGCACUGCCCCAGGCUGUCGAAGGUAGGAGCACCCGUGACCUUAGCCGUCUAGCUGCUAACCUCGGCCAUUUACAGAGAAAGUGCUCAACAGUCAGGGUUGGGCGUUUUGCACUACCACUAACGUUUUAGUGGUAGUUAAAUAGAGGUUUCAUUAUCAUUAAAACUUCAGUUUUCCAGUGUUUUAACUAUCCGCUCAUUGCAAUAAUUAUUUGGUGCAUUAUACCCAACCCUGUCAACAGUCCUUUUCUCUGAAAGGUCCCCAUAGUUUUGGCAACGAGGAUUAAAUAAACCUAGCUUUCCUGCGUGCGAUCGUCCAAUGACCGGUAUAGUUACGAGUUUGGAAAUUGAAUUGUGUGGAGUCAAUAGAAUUUUUUUAUUUAAUUUUAAUAAUUUUUUUAUUACAUCUUUUAAUAAUUCUUUUAUCAAAUUGAAACAAAAAAUUAAAAAAUUGCAUCUAAAUUUCUAAAUCGGAAACCUUUUUGAGAUUUUUCUGAUCAGACCCGGAUGAACUAACAUGCAUUUGUAUGGGUGUAUGUGGCGAAUGCGCCACAUUUAUAAUUCAUUUUUAAGUAUCGCAUUUAAUUUCUUACAUUUUUCAUUGGUUUAGGGAUGCAUUGAGCUGCCUACAGGGGCAAAAUUAAUCGCUGACCAUAUUUUGGUUUGUGAAAAAAAAUUUUUUUUUUGUUUGUUUCUUUAUUUAGACUCAUUUCGAAGAGGGCUGAAGAAAAAAAAGUUGAUUACACUGAAAUUUAUGGUAAAAUAUGAAAUUAUAUUUAUUUAUUGCUUCGGUGGAAGGCAAGCAAAAGAUGUAUACGAGAUUUUUGAGUGCUUUUGACAUACCAGAUUCUUGCAUGGAAUACAAUUGAAACAAGUUUUUCGACACAGCUUUUCGCUUCCUUGUAGUCAAAGACGACACUCUCUCUUCGCGGUGAGUGUAUCGGCUACGGUUGGUUGGUGGACUACAAUAUUCCCAGGGAUAGUAAUUAGUUUGUUGAAAAAUGAUUCCACAGCCACACGAGUAGUGAAUUGACAAAUAACGGCUGGAUUAUUCAUACGAUUCCCGAUGUUUGCAAGGACCAAUAUAGUCGUCAAAAAUUUCGCCUCGCAUUACUUUUCUUGAGCCCAUCAACUUCCUUACAAAUACAAAACUUUUCAUUGUCACUUUUCAAAUUUUUUUCUUUCGUCCUGUUUGAGGAUCCUUUCUAAAAUCUUAUAUCCAUAAAUCAAUAGAAAAUUAAAUUUUAGAAAGCGACCUGUAAGCUAAAGUUGUUAGCUAUAAUAGAAAUAAAUCCACGUCUAAAGUCAAGGAAGGUCUAGCCAGAUCUGGAUGCUCUACAGAGCGUUAACAAAUUUUGAGUACGCAGUUUCAUAGCUCAUUAAAUUUUGUCACAAUAAAGUGCAAGUUUCAAGUGGCUCAAGAAUCGCGUUGAUUUUUGACAUUUUUUUUUACUAGCGGCCUCGUGCACUUUUCCCGGUGCGGAAUCCAAAACAGCGUCAACAAAAAGAGUUUUUCAAAAUGAACACUAAAUGGUUGUUGUUGUUAUAUCAGCAUAAACAUUCACUAUCCAUAUAUGGGGAAUGAUGCAGAAGUGACAGGCCCUGGCCGGAUAUAAAUCUGAGUUGUUCCGGUAAUGUAGAAACGACUGUCGUGGGAACGAAAUUAAAUGGGCUUUAACAUUGCAUACUCGAGAUUUUUCGAAAAAAAUAGGUAAAAAAGUAGUUUUUUAAUGGAAAUUAGUAGCAUUUUUAAUAAAUUUGCGCAACGUUUGAAACUUAAAUUUUUAUAAUUUUUAAUUUAAAUUUAAAAAAAUCAGUGCUAUUUUGAAAUCAGUUGAGACUUUAUUAUAUCUAAAUUUAAACCUUUUCGGUUGAUGCCGCCACAGUUGCGGCAUGCGCAUCGUCGUAGAAUUCGGUGGCGCCAGUCAAUCGGCAAGAUGUCAUUAAGAGGAAAGGAAAGAUGUUCGGCUUCAGUAGAGUUGAGAUCAGUAGAAAGCUAGCCACUCUGCAUGCCGCACGCGUUGUUUUAAAAUCAAACGCAAUAAAUCAGUUUUAACCAAUUCUGUAUUUUUUAAUAUCCAUAAAUUUGCUUUAUGGAGUUAGGGGUAGUCAGUGGCCCGAAAAAAUUAUGGUUUUCAAUAACUUUUUUCAAAAUUAGCAAUAUGGCGGCUACAGGAAAUAUCUUUCAGAUUUUCAAGAAAACACCCGACACGUAAUUGUUAAAAAAAAUCGAAAUUUUUGAAAAAAAAAAUCCUUCGACCCGGCACGAGUUUUUAUAUUUUUCAAAAGCAGUAUAAAUUUUAUUGAAAUCUACCAAGCGGUUUUUAAGGCACAGUGAUCACUAGUUUAAAAAACAUAGUUUUAAGAAAAACGGAUUUAAAGUUUUGCUAUCUGCUCCGAAGCGCCCGAGCGCCCUUUGUUAAUUGUUGAAUAACUCGAAAAGUAUUUGUCGUAUUCUCUUCAAAUUUUCACACAACAUUUUUAGGAUAUUAUACUUUAAGAAAAUAUAAAAAAAAUCCAAUUUUUUCAAAAUCCUGACUACCUCUAACCCCUUACAUCACUGAGGAAGAAAUAACUUCGAGAAGCUAAAUUUGCUCCGACCAACUGGUACUCCCCUCAGAAAAAUUUGCCGUUCACAAAGGGUUAAUGACCCAAAUUCAAUGCUUUAUAAAACUGCGUACUGGGAAUUUUUCUGAAAAUUCUCAUAAAAAAGUGUAGAAGUGUGAAAGAAGUUUUCUAAAAAUUCUGAUAAAAAGUGUCAAAGUUCGAUGAACAUUUUUUGAUUUUUUUUGGUUUAUAUUUCUCAAAGCUUCAUAUUGGAUUUAUAUGGUUCUCGUAGGAGAAUGAACUAUAAUUUCACAAAAAAUUUUUUUAAAGUAAAUAGCAAACAAAUAAUUGGUCAAAACUUGUCAAUAAAUCUAAAAUAAAAAUCAAUAAAAAUACUUGAUUAUGAACUUUGUAACUUCCAAAAAUAUAUUACAAAAAACUGAAAAGAUACAAAUUUUAGAAACAGCCUCUUUUAAAAACAAAAAAUAAGGUGCGUUUCAUAAUCAUAAGACACCCUUAAUUUUUCAAAGUAUUUUAAUUUAUAGUUUGCGGGGGAAAAUAAAAAUUUUACACAUCGAUUAGAGUAACAAAAGUUAUUUGUUUCAUUACAGAGUUUAGAACGUUUUAUUGGUACAUAAAGAAAAUUUUUAGCACAAAAGUAUUUCCAUGCGUUUCAAAAUGAUAAGACACUGUUAAUUAAAGUGAUCGUUUAACAAAAGUAUACUUUUUUCUAAUUUUUUUUUCUGUCGUUUAGAAUAUUUUAGUAUUCUAUAGAAGCACCAUUUGCUUUAGCGGUACAAAAUAAUCUUUUUUUCAUCGGUUCUGCUAACUUUUUAAGUAAAUUUACAUCUAGAGAAGCCCAUUCUGCCUUAAUUGCCGCUUUAAGUUCGUUGGUGUUGUCAAAUUGGCGAUUGUUGGCGUAAACUUUUCUGACUAAUAUCCCCCAAAUGUUUUUUAUUGGGUUUAGAUCCGGAGAAUACGCCGGCCAUUUCAUAGUUUCUAUGGAUCAAUCGGUCAAAUACUGCCUUACUUCUCUGCUUACGUGGAUUCCUGCAUUGUCUUGCUGGAAAACGAAGGCCACUUCCCAAUUAUCCUGAAUAAAAGGAAGGAGACUAUUUUUGAAAACGUUUCUGUAGUCCCCACUAUUCAUUCGCGAUGAUGUAAACUGUAUAUCAAGAGUUGCUUUCGGUGUAAAUGCACCCCGAACCAUAACAGAACCUCCACGGAAGUUGCGCUUGGAAAAUAAGAGGCGGGCUCUUGCACAAAUCUCUCCAAUAAUUUAAAAAACCAUCAAGUCCGUCAAGGUUCCAUUUUUUUCAUCAGAAAAUAUAACCUCUUUAAAAAACAAUAUGAAAUUGAGCAACAUUGAAAAUAUUCUAAUAUAAAUAUCUUACUGUGCCCCAGUUGGUGUCGAGGUGUUUUUCUGCAAAUUGAAGACGCGCCAGUUUGUGUCGUGGCAAAAGAUGGGGUGCUUUUCUUAUUUUUGAUAAUUUUAAAUGAUUGCACCUAUGUAAUGUGCGCCAAACUGUUGGUUUUAAAACCUUAUUUGAACAACAGUGGCCAAGUUGGCGCAAGACUUAGUCGAUUUAGAAGUUUUUCUUAUGAUUGCUCGCUGUUCUGGACUUGAUAGUGAUAAUUUUCUUCCAACGGGCUUCAAAAUGUUGUAAUUCUCAGUACUCCAUAAAAAAUUCCGGGCAACACAACGACUUCUGCCUGUUUUUUGGUUUUGCAAUUAUUUUGAUUGACAAGCCUGAAUUCUUGUAGGCCAAAAUUUUUCCACGCUCCUCUUGUGAUAAUAUUGAACCCCUCGGCGUUUUAGGUUAAAUUGAAUAAAAUUAUAAUUAAAGUUAUCCAAAACAACAAUCAGCUCCUUCUAUCUCUUCAGCAGCUUAUUUUCGACUAGUGUCCUAUCAUUAUGAAACGCCGAAAAGACUAGCAAAAGUGCAGAUUCUUUGAAAAAGAAAACGGCUCUACAAAGUAGAGUGAACUUUCGCGCCAAAAACAAUUGAUAGAAGUCUUAAGUCUCAACUGUUAAAACGACGCGAAAUAAAAGCUACUCCGGGAAGUAAAAGCGAGCUUACGGUAGUUCAAAAAUUGUAUACCAAAGGUGUCUUAUGAUUAUGAAACGCACCUUAAAUAAACAAUAACAAAUAUUAGUGCCAUAUUUAUUGAACGCAGUGUAUGUGUGUGUUCUUAUAUAAACUUAUGAUAAAAGUGUUAAUCGGAUAUUAAAAUCCAUUGCUAUCCAACAAUUGCCAUUGGUUCUUAAAAUAUUAAUAUAUAUAUUGUAUAUUUAGUAUUUAAAUAAAAAUAUUUACAAUUAAAUACAUUUUGAUAUUUACGUUUUAAACAUUUAAUUACUGUUAUUAUAGUAAAACGUAUACAAAAACGCGUAGCUGCAGUAAUACAUAGACGUGUUUAGACUGUACCUAAAACCAUAGGUGAUGAAUUCCGGUUUAAGAAAUUUACAAACGUAUAUACGCCGUUAGUAUCGUGGAUAUUUACCAGUAGUGAGGUAGUUGGAUUUUGUGAUCAGCUCAAUGAAAUGUGAUUUUUAUUAAAUAGAAUUGUGGCAUAGCGGAUGUUUUGCUAAGGAAAUGUAAGCAAUAUUUUUGUUGAAUUUGGUACAAUUUAUGGGUACAAAAAUGUAACGAACUUUUGCCAGUACCAGCGUACGUACAACUUGUGGCUGAAUUAAGCAAUUUAGUUUAGUAUUUGUCAUAUUCUUAGUUUAAUAUGAAAAUUUGAAAAAUAAGAAACUAACGAAAUAUACGACCAAAGUAUGUGUGUAUGUGUGGUUUAUAAAAACAUACAUACUUUUAUAUCCUUACCAGCCCCUCUUAAAUUUACUAUACUCCACUUAAUGUUAAACAAUUUUUGCUAUAAACUGUUCAAUUCCUUUUAUGUCAUAAAAUUUCGUAUAACCAAUAAACAAAAUCUUUUGCU